Mesorhabditis belari is the source of this 540-nucleotide messenger RNA. NCBI's taxonomy places the organism in Eukaryota, Metazoa, Nematoda, Chromadorea, Rhabditida, Rhabditidae. The record is from the annotation of a GenBank genome assembly.
AUGAUCCGACUUUUUCUUUGCCUUUUCGUCCUUGUCUUCGUUGAUGCAAGAAUCCGAAAACACCAAAGGACUUCUACUUCUGAUGGAAACUUGAAAAGUAUCGAGGAGAAAUUGGAUCUUCUCCUCAAGGCUCAAUCGUGCCCACUUGGAUGGACGUUUUUCAUGAAAACCGAAGCAUGCUACACGGUGAUCAACGAAAGUGUCACUUUGCAAGAAGCCGAGGAUUACUGUGCAUUGACUGGAGCUCAUCUUGUAUCCAUUCACAGUGCUGAAGAAAAUCGUUUUGUUUGGAGCUUAGCAGCUCAACAUCACACGAUUGUUUACUACUGGAUUGGAGCAAAACAAAACUCAUCAACAAAAAUUUGGCAGUGGACUGAUGGGACAAAAUUCAAUUACAUGAAUUGGAUAGGGACAAAUGGUGUCCAAGCGGCAAUGAUCUACCCAACUGCGCAAGACACUCAACUGAAAUGGUAUCGUCUCAAUAAGCCCGACGCUGAGGCUCAUCAUUGAAAAAGAAAAAGUGAAAAAUGGCCGCCGCUG